GCAGGACGCAUGCUCGCUCCUCUCUUCAUCCGGGUACCUGCAGUUGACUGUGUGGGUACGGAGGCGGGAAAUGGCGUCCAGAGGUGCGGGGAGGACAGAGGUGAACCUCGUCUGAAGAGGCACGCGAACAAGAGCAAGUGUCAGCAGCCCUGAUAUCGACCGUUAUCCUGCGACUCGAUCCCCCGGAGCUUCGUCCAUCUUACAUGUGACUCUUAACAAAAUGAGGCUGAGAAUGCGCAAGGCUUCUCAGCAGCCAAAACUCGCCCGCAGGCCCUGCCCGGCCCGGACCAAGCGAAAGCACUCUGAGAUGGAGGAGUGCUCAGGUGAAAGCAAGGGUCUUCUGUCCAGCAUCAAGAAGUUCAUCCAUGGAAGUUCCAUCAAGCAGGUGGAGCAGGACAGCCCAGCAAAGAGGAAUCGUCUGAGCUGCGAGCUGAUCACCUCCACCCCACAGAGAAACAAUGACCUGCAACGGAAAAGCAUCUACAGGGCACGUCGGAGAAGCUCCGUCAAUGGUGAAACCACAAAUCAUGACACGAGUAAGCCUGUCAAGCCUAAUGGCAAAUUGGAGGACUCUGAGGAGGUUGUGAGCAGUCCACCCCGCACCACCCUGCUUGGAACCAUCUUCUCUCCUGUCUUCAAUUUCUUCUCACCAGCAAAUAAAAAUGCCUCGGAUUCCCCAGGCCAGGCGGUGGAGGCGGAAGAGAUUGUGAAGCAACUAGAAAUGGAGCAAGUAGAAGAGAUGCCCACCAGUGCUGCCACAUCUAGAGAGCCCCUAAGUGUCCCUCUCUAUACCAGUGCCAUGCCAUCUGCCUUCAGACCUCCACCCUCCACUCACACACCUGCGGAGGAGAGAGAGAACACCCCCCACUCUGACCUGCCUCCUCUUACAGCUCCUGGCUCUCCUGCAACAGUGGGGUAUGUGGACACCUCUAUUACUGUCCCAGCUGAAGGAUCAUAUGAGGAGGAGUGGGAAGUGUUUGACCCGUAUUUUUUCAUCAAACAUGUACCUCCGCUAACAGAAGAGCAGCUAACUCGCAAACCCGCACUCCCUCUGAAGACUCGCAGCACUCCCGAGUUUUCCCUGGUGCUUGACCUGGAUGAAACCCUUGUCCAUUGUAGCUUGAAUGAGCUGGAUGAUGCAGCACUAACCUUCCCUGUCCUCUUCCAAGAUGUCAUAUACCAGGUUUAUGUGAGAUUGAGGCCAUUUUUCAGAGAGUUCCUUGAACGCAUGUCUCAGAUUUAUGAGAUCAUUCUCUUCACUGCCUCCAAGAAAGUUUAUGCAGACAAGUUGCUGAACAUUCUCGAUCCGAGGAAACAGCUGGUGCGGCACCGAUUAUUUCGUGAGCACUGUGUCUGUGUCCAAGGAAACUACAUUAAGGAUCUUAAUAUCCUCGGACGGGAUCUGUCCAAGACUAUAAUUAUCGAUAACUCACCACAAGCCUUUGCUUAUCAGCUCUCCAAUGGGAUCCCUAUUGAGAGCUGGUUCAUGGACAAGAAUGACAACGAACUUCUGAAGCUGGUCCCUUUCUUGGAGAAACUGGUGGAAUUGAAUGAGGAUGUGCGGCCACAUGUCCGUGAACGGUUUCGGCUGCAUGACCUCCUUCCUCCUGACUGAGCGCACAUAGUGGGACAGGACAGUAAAAGACAACAAAUGCAGAUAUACAUUUUGCAUUACAACAUCAUUGCCAUUACUCUUCAAAUUAACUUUUGUUUUUUAUUCCCCUAAAUUUUCAUUGCUACGAUAACACAAAAUGAACAUUUUGACUCUCUUUUGUGCAGUCAGAGGGGUUUUGAAGUUUCUUGUGUUGUCUCUUCGGUUGUUUCAUCCAGUACUAAGUGAAUGUGUAGCAGUCAGAAGAGAAGAGGAUUAUGUCUUUUGGUGCUCCAAUGGGAUUGGUUGACACUGUUGGGCUUUUGACCAAUUUCAUCAGGAAUGGCCAGUAAGAAAAGCAUACCGUCUGACAGAAGUUAGAUUCUUGUGAGUGAUUUGGGUUUUUUUUUUUUUUUUUUUUCAUUUAAUGUUUUCAGUAUGCAUUCCUCUCCAUUUGUACGUUUUGAUUUGUGUUUACUUCAAAUCAAUGUUUUCUCAACUCCUGGCUUGUUUUGUUUGCCAAAAUGCGUUCAUUUCUUAGAUCGUGGUCUGGUUGAAUAUUGUUCUGUUCUUGAAUUAGGUGUGUUUACAGCACAGUGGAAUCAUUCGUUUUUAUGUGGAUUGAAUGAGAACGGUUUAAACCAGAGUGAUGGCUGUUUCAUAGAAAAAGAUUUGCAGUGACUAAAUUCUUAAAUUGUUUGAAUAAGAAGUUUCCUACAAAUGCUUCAGAGCUCUACAGCUUCUUGCUAUUGUCUCUCCACAGAUAUUUCUUCACCUUAUAAGAUCUAACAACAUAUUACUUGUUAAUUAGUAGCACCUCAAAAUGGUAUUCAUCGGCUACUGUUUUAUUACGUUUUUUAAAAAAAUACUGUUUUGCUUAUUAUUGUUUCAUAUUUAGCCAGUGUAUUUUUAUAUAUAUAUAUUUUAGGGUGUUUUAAGAUCACCUUUAUGUUUUAUUGAUAGAUUACAACCAAGUAUUUUCAUGUUAAAAUUUGAAGUUAAUGUAGCAUUACCCAGAGCUAAUCUAUUGAAACUGUACUGCAAGGGAGAAGAUUGAGGGCUGUAGCCUGGUAGAGCCCUGUUUAUAGCACCAGCAUAACAACAGCCAGUCUCAUCGCUGUGGUUUAAACCUUCCUGCCUGACGUUCUGGCUUUUCUUUUAUACUGGGAUUCUGUAGGGGGGUGUAGCUGUGUCAAGAAGUAUUGUGUGAUGUAAGCUAGAUGAAUGAGUGUGCAUCGCUGUCUGAGGAGAAAGGGAUAAUUAUUCUGCAAAAUGUUUUUUCUUCCUCUCGAUCCUUUUCAAAUUGCCUUUUUUAAUUCAAGUUAUAGGCGAUACUUCAAAUAGAGUAAUACAGAGUAAGAGAUGAAACUACAGUAGUGCCAUUCAGGGUUAGUGAAGCAGGGCCAGGCUAGUUGCUUUUCCUUCUCUCUUUUUCUGGUCUGUAAAUGGAUUUGUUUUUAAAAAUGAACAUGUUCACUUUCUACUCAUGCCACUGGUGCCAUUUAUGCUGUUUGUGUUUAGUGUUUUCUGAUAAAUGGGUCAUUCUUAGUAAUAGACAAUCACUGAAUACAUCAUUUGUCUACAUUGGAUUGUGACCCUGUCAUAGUAGUGUUUUUUGUUUGUUUGUUUGUUUUUUUUUUUUUGUUUUUUUUUUUGGCUGAAAAUAUAAUUCAUAACUUUUAAAAAAAUUGAGGCCUUUUAGUUGAACGUUUAAAAAACAUCUUGUAUGCAGUAAAGAAAUUAUGUAGGUUUUUUUUGUUUUUUUUUUUUUUUUUUAUGAAUUUUUAACUUGUAACUACAACAAUGAAUUGCAAGGUGUUUAUGCUGUAAUUGUAAAUAUCCUGUGGUACUUCCCAAUUGAAGGAGAGAGGGAGGAAAAAAAGGAGUGAAAAAGUGUGAUCCCAAGGAUCCUGAUGUACUGACAAAAAGAAAGAGUCCACAAGUCACAAACACAGUAUUUUUCCUCAUAGCAUAGACUGAUUUGGCAAUGGUUACACAUACUUUUUGAAAAUGGUUAAACAUCGUGUUACAUGGUGAGUAGCUUUUUUUUUUUUUUUUUUUUUUUUUUUUUUUUUUAGUGUCAGCAAUUCCUUCUCCCUACAUUGAUGCUAAUAGUCCAGAAUGAUAGCUUAGAUGUUGGGAGGUGGGUUGCAUCUACCGUUAGGCCCUGACACUUUCUUACAAAGACAAAGAAAAUUAUUUUGUAUGAUUGUCGAAAAGCAGUAGUGUAGUAAGUGUAACAUGAUGCAGAGGUUUGUUUCAUAUGUACAACCAGUUCAUUGUAAUGUUCAUUACUUUUGUACAAAGCAUAUUGUACUAAUUGUGCAUAUUGUGCAUAUUGCAGCUUCAUGAAAAAAAAAAAAAAAAAGUUAAAGGAAAA
Ctenopharyngodon idella (grass carp) is the source of this 3971-nucleotide messenger RNA. RefSeq names its product CTD (carboxy-terminal domain, RNA polymerase II, polypeptide A) small phosphatase like 2b (gene ctdspl2b). NCBI's taxonomy places the organism in Eukaryota, Metazoa, Chordata, Actinopteri, Cypriniformes, Xenocyprididae. The record is from RefSeq and is a predicted model, not a curated record. The transcript is spliced from 13 exons. The coding region runs from base 221 to 1615 and encodes 464 amino acids. Gene Ontology annotation, molecular function: phosphoprotein phosphatase activity.